Messenger RNA from Acaromyces ingoldii, 4899 nucleotides. Its product is annotated as P-loop containing nucleoside triphosphate hydrolase protein. Gene Ontology annotation, molecular function: RNA binding; ATP binding. Lineage: Eukaryota; Fungi; Basidiomycota; Exobasidiomycetes; Exobasidiales; Cryptobasidiaceae. The transcript has 2 exons. Gene Ontology annotation, cellular component: intracellular anatomical structure. Bases 86 to 4846 code for a protein of 1586 amino acids. The record is from RefSeq and is a predicted model, not a curated record.
CUAGAGGAUUCUCAGGGAAGGAGCCGAGGAGGGCUAGGGCGAGGGAGAGGAGGACGAGAAGACAAAGAAGAGAGAAGUUAGAAAGAUGGCGCCUCGGAAGAAGAAUGCGUCGAUCAAGUCGACGGGCGCGACGAGCAGCAAGGCGUCUCCCCUGCCCGACUGGGUGAAGGGCAAGGGCGAGAAGCCGGCAGCGCCGACGUACUAUACAAAGGCGCAGCAGCCGCAACCGCCAUCCAAGGGAAAAGGCAAGGACAAGGCUGGGGUUGAGUCUCCUGCCAGUGGAGGUGCAGCGACAGCGACGACAGCUACUGCUGCAUCUUCUGCAAAGCCACCGCAGGUAAUGCUAUUCCCCCCGGGGACCAAGACGCCGCUUGCGCUGCUCAACGAGAGGAUCCAGAAACAUCACCAAGCGGCUGGCUGGCUGCGUCCGCAAAUAGAUGUCCGGAAGCUGCCGAGGGCCAAGUCAAACGAGCAGUCCUCAGACGCGGUCAAGGCCGACAACGAAGUUGAGAAAGAGAAGGCCGGAGACGAGGGCGGCGACGAAAGCGAAGAGAAAUGGACAUUUGUAGUCACCUUGACAAAGACGAACAAAAGCGAUGCCUCGCAUCCAUUCAUCGUCAGGAUGGACGCGAGAGACCCGAGUGGGCACGAGGGAUCAGCAGUCGCGCUGCCCUCCAAGGAGCACGCUCGACAUUGGGGCGCGACCUAUGCCCUCUUUCGCCUCUGUUCCACCCUGAGCUUGUACAGAGUCCUGCCGUCAGGCCCGAGAGAGUACUGGCAGGAGCUGGCACAACACAAGCAACAGGCACCAAAGCAUCUCGCGUGGCUCUGGGCCGAUGAUCCUUUCGAGGUGGCCCAGAAGAUGCAAGCGGAGAAGGAGGCCAAGAGGGAGGCCAAAGCCAAGCAGGCGGAGCUCGAGGCAAAGGGAGAAUACGUGAAUGCUCCGGGUCGACCACUUUCCAAAGCGUGGCAAGAGGCUGUCGAGGUUCGCAUGGCAAGCAGCUUGAGGCACGCGGUAGAGAAGACGGUCCGAGAGGCUUUUGAGGCAUAUCCCGAGGCAGAAGACGACGAGGACGAAGAGGGAGAUACCGAGGAAUUCUCAUCUGCUCCAGCUUCGGGUACCUCGACACCCUCUAGAGGAAAUGGCCAGGCUGAGAGUUCAGGCGGCAGCCAGGCUUCUGAGGAGCUAACCAAAAGGCUCACUGCUCUGGGCUUUCGCAAAGGUCAUGCCCGGUCCGCAGCACGAUGGGUCGCUUCAGCCCGCAAGGGAAGGACACAGGGGAGCGUCGGUCUCUCCAUCUCUCACCUCUCCGACGAAGAGGCCGGCCUCGAAUAUCUGGUACUGUAUUGCCCAGAGGAUGAUCUCCCCAAGGCCUUUGCUCCUUCGAAAAAAGCAGAUUCAUUCGUGACUUCCUCGGCAUCUGCAGGUCAGGAGGAAUCGCUGGCUUUGCGGUGGGCGGAAGAACGUCUGGUCAAGCUUGCUGGAUUCCCAAGACAGGCAGUGAGCGAGGCCCUGACAUUGGCUCAAUGUGUCGAAAUGGACGCCAGAGAGGCGUUGGCUAUCGACAUCCUACUCAGGCGCUUGGCAUGUUCGGACCCCUCUGCAAAUGUCGAUGAUCUCUUGAAGAACUUGGCAGCCCCAGAUGGCGAAAUCGAGACGAAACGUGCUGAUGAGCGAAUGGCAUUGGAUGCCGUGCUUGGGCCGGAGAAGGUCAUCGAAACGCCUCCAUCUGACCGACAUUUGUCCAGCUCCCAGCGCCCGAGGGAAGAGGCCUUCGACAUUAUCAUUGCUUCCGCCGAGGAAAAGUCAAGACAAGCAGAAGACGUCAGGCUUCGCGUCUGCCCCGGCAGGACAAGUCUCUAUCCAAUCGAAUCCUCUGCAUCGAUACGACGCAUUCCGACUUUCUACAUCGCUUCAAAGACCCUUCCAGCAUAUCUUCGUUUAGCCUUGACCAGGCGACUAGUUCGCUGUCUUUCCGAUGCAGAUGCUGGUUGCCCCGAUUGGGUAGACAUGGUGGAUGCGGGUCAAGGGGGCGUGCUGCUGGCCAUGGUGGAAGACCUCGAAACGAAUUGGCAGUCCAUCGUAGACGACCCACCGGACCUCGCUGAAGUCAUGGCCGGUCUCACUCCUCGGGCUCCAAUCAAAGAAAAGGAGAAGCGGGAAAUUCGAGCGGCCAACAUUGAAGCAAAGGCUAAAGCAUCAGGUCCAUCGCGUCCAAAAGAGCUCAAGAGGGAUGCAGGCACAGAUCAGAGGCUGCGACAGCGUCAAGAAGAGCUUUGGACCUCGCGCGAAUAUGCUCCAUUCAAAGCUUCGCGAGCUACGCUACCUGCACACGCCAACAAAGAAGCGCUCUUGCAAUUACUCGAGGCCAAUCGUGCAGUCAUCAUUGCAGGCGAGACUGGCUGUGGAAAGACGACGCAAUGCCCACAGUUCAUUCUCGACGACGCGAUUGCAAAGGGCAAAGGUAGUGAAUGCUCCAUUGUCGUUACACAGCCAAGGAGGAUCAGUGCCAUGGGCGUGGCAACGCGUGUGGCAGCAGAGCGCUGCGAGAACAUUGACCAAGCUCGCGGCAUGGUCGGAUAUGCCAUUAGGGGAGAGAGAAAAGCCAGCAAAGACUGCCGUCUUCUCUUUUCGACGACUGGAGUUCUUCUCAGGAGACUAGGCGCUGGCGGGGAUUCGGAUCUCAAGAGCAUCUCGCACGUCAUCGUCGAUGAGGUCCACGAGCGCGGAGUUGAUUCGGACCUUCUCCUCCUCGAGCUUCGCGAGGUUCUCAAGCGGAAUCCAACCAUCAAGGUUGUUCUAAUGAGCGCAACGAUCAACCACGAGACAUUCUCAAAGUACUUUGGGGGAGCACCUUGCUUAGAGAUUCCAGGGCGGACAUUCCCUGUCAGGGAUCAUUACUUGGAGGACGUCGUAAAAUUGUCCGGUUACCGGCCCUCAACAUCGCGACCUGGAGGUAGGGGAAACGGCAAGGAGAAGCGUUCAGAGGCGCUCAGAAACGAUCUCGAGGAGCAAGGUCUAGACGAGGACCAAGUGCGGUCGAUUGAGAUGCUGAGCCAGGAUGACGGUGUCGACUACGACCUCGUUGGCGCAACAGUCAAGAUGAUUUGCGCACGGGCACGCCAAGAAGAGGACUCACAGACGCUGACGGGAGCCAUACUCGUCUUCUGCUCGGGCGUGGGCGAGAUCCGACAGGCGAUGGACUCGAUUCGCAACGCGACGCAAGGAUCCGAGAAGGUGGACUUGCUACCUCUUCACGCCAAUCUCUCUGCCGAGGAGCAGCGUCGUGUCUUUGUGAGGGCCAAAGCAGGCUGGCGCAAGGUCGUCGUGGCAACGAACGUAGCCGAGACUAGCAUCACCAUUGACGAUGUCGCUUACGUCGUGGACCUGGGCAGGGUCAAGGAGACGCGCUUCGAUGCAAAUAGGGGCCUGACAAGGCUCGUCGAAUGCUGGGCAAGCCGGGCAGCGUGCAAGCAGCGAAGAGGACGUGCUGGCCGAGUCAGGGCAGGCGAAUGCUUCAAACUCUUCACGAGGCACGUCGAAAAGCAUAAUAUGUCGGCGCAGCAGGCCCCCGAGAUGACGAGGGUGCCACUGGAAAGCCUUCUUUUACAGGUUAAGGUCAUGAGGGGUCCCGAUCAAGAUGUCGGGCAAUAUCUCUCGGGAGCUUUGGAUCCUCCAAGCAUUGCAAGCAUUCAACAAGCCUUCUACACCCUCGUUGAUGCUGGGGCCAUCAGAUCGGAUCAGGGACUUUCUUCUCGACUCACCGCCCUCGGCAGACACUUAUCCCUGCUUCCACUCGACCUCCGUCUCGGCAAAAUGUUUAUUCUCGGCUCUAUGUUUGGUUGCCUAGGCCCUAUGUUGAGCGUCGCCGCUGUGCUCUCGUGUAAGCCUCUCUUUUCUUCGCCUUUCGAAAAGCGGCAGGAGGCGAGUGCGGCCCGUCUGAAGUUGGCCAACAUUAAUGGGCCUGCGCCAGCUUCGGAUCUGCUUGUCGACGCAAAGGCUUAUGAAAUGUGGGCGUCUAUGCGGCUCCAAAGGGCAGCAAACUCCGAGAUUCGAGCGUUCUGUGAGGAGCACUUCCUGUCCAUGUCAAGCUUGAGAGACGUCCACUCGACGCGUUUCGACCUCUUGACGAGCCUGCAGGAGCUAGGAUUCGUAUCAAGAUCGUACAAUCCGGCGUCAUAUCUUUUCAAAGAUCAGCCGCACUCGCUCGACGCGCACGCCUCCUCGACUGGCCUAGCAAGAUCGCUCAUCGUCGCGGGUCUCUGGCCCAACAUGGUUCGUAUUGCGAACCCCAAGGCCAAGUUUGAUCAGUCUUCGUCUGGUACGGUUCAGCGACAGCACGAAGCGAAAGAGGUCCGUUUCUUUGAAAAGGACUCUUCGGGAAGCAGUGCUGGCCAUCGAGUGUUUCUGCAUCCGGCCAGCAGCCUCUUUGCGAAUGCCAAGUUUGACUCGGGCUACUUGGCAGUCUACAGCAAAGGGUCGUCUGGCAAGGCCGGAGGUGGGACAGAGGAAAAAGUCCUGUGUAGGGAUGCGACAGAGGCACCUCUGUUUGCAAUCCUGCUCUUUGGAGGCAAAGUCAAGGUGCACGCUCUCAAAGGGGGCAUAAGCGUUGUGCUCAACAGCCGUGACGAGGAAGGACAGGAAGAAGGAUGGAUCAAGCUGCGGGCCAACGCGAGAAUCGCUGUGCUCUGCAGGCACCUGAGGCGCCUUCUCGACCAGGCCAUGGACGAUGCAUUUGAGAGACCUCAGGAGGCACAGGAUGCCUUCACGAGUGGUCCGGCAGCGCAGGUUUGCGAUGCUAUGCGCGCACUUCUCCAGAGAGAUGGUCGAGACCCCAAUGGCUAGCGUAGCCUUUCUAAUGAAAUUGAUAGAAUUUAUAGAAUACAUGUGAAGCGGAU